UUUAUGAUCUUAAGCCUUCGAUUUUCGCGAUCACUGUUUGGAUUAGGGUUUCUUCAACCAACAACAAUGGCGUCGACUUCCAAGAAGAUUAUAGUGAAGAGCUCCGACGGAGAGACUUUCGAGGUGGACGAAGCGGUGGCGCUUAAAUUGCAACCUAUCAAGUGCAUGAUCGAAGAUGACUGCGCCGACGGCGAAAUCCCUAUCCCCAUCGUCACCGGUAAGAUCUUAGCCAAGGUCCUCGAGUAUUGCAACAAGCACGUCGAUGUUAAGUAUGGUGUGAUGAAUACUGAAUUUGAAGAUUGGGAAGCUGAUUUCGUCAAAGUUGACCAGAACACCCUCUUUGAUCUCAUAUUGGCGGCUAACUUUUUGGAAAUAAAGAGCUUGUUGGAUUUGACGUGCAAAACGGUGGCGAACAUGAUGAAGGGAAAGUCGCCGGUGGAAAUUCGGAAAACCUUCAACAUAAAGAACGAUUUCACCCCUGAAGAAGAAGAAGAGAUAAGGAGGGAGAACGCCUGGGCUUUCGAUUAGGGAUUGCAUGCAUUCAAAUCAAAGUGUCGAUAUUACGAUAGGAUUGUCGAUCUUUUUUUUCUUUUUUGGGGGCCGGCGGCGGUGUUUUUCCAGUAGGUUAUGAAGUUUAGGGAAAAUCCAGUUAAAUUAUUGGUUUUUAUUUUAUUUUUAUUUUCGUUAUAUUUUCAGGGUUUAGUAUUUUCUGGAUUAGAGUAUUUUUUUCUUCAAUUUAAUGCUUGUAUUAUUAUCGUGAGUGUGACAUUGGUUAAUGUAUUUUUUUUAUAUACAAACACAAA
Gossypium raimondii (Peruvian cotton) is the source of this 803-nucleotide messenger RNA. RefSeq names its product SKP1-like protein 1A. The coding region runs from base 4 to 528 and encodes 174 amino acids. Lineage: Eukaryota; Viridiplantae; Streptophyta; Magnoliopsida; Malvales; Malvaceae. The transcript is spliced from 2 exons. Gene Ontology annotation, biological process: SCF-dependent proteasomal ubiquitin-dependent protein catabolic process. The record is from RefSeq and is a predicted model, not a curated record. Gene Ontology annotation, molecular function: cullin family protein binding. Gene Ontology annotation, cellular component: cytoplasm; nucleus.